AUGGACAAAACAUACAAAGCCUUUAUUAGUAACUCUCAAUCUGUUGAGCGAAAGUUUGAACAUAUUCGUUUUCUAAGGAAUUCCUUUGUGGAGCUGUGUUGUUUAGAUAUGCAAAAGUCAUCAAACAAAGCAAUGACAUGUAUAUUGCAUCUGGGUAAGAUAUUGCAGAAAGGGUGGCAAACCAAGAAGAAAGUGGUUAAAACAAUUUGCAGUUGGCAGUACAUCAAUUGCAUUGAUAUGUGGGUUACAUUAAUAUCAGCUAGCAUACAUGACUAUGAUCUUCAGCCAUUGCUUUAUAUGAUUGUACAGAUUAUAAAUGGAGUUGCCCUCCUGUUUCCCGGGCCUAGAUAUUUACCACUGAGACUCAGAUGUAUCCAAUGGCUUAAUAAUCUUUCUGGUUCUAGUGGGGUUUUCAUCCCUAUUACAUCAUUGGUGCUGGAUAUUUUAGAAUACAAAAUUGCCAAGGAUAGUUGGAAACCCGGCAAAGUAUUGCAACCUAUGUCUACUGUAAAGCUUCCAAAGCAUUGGUUAAAAUCACGUGGCUUUCAAGAAGAGUGUGUAUUAUCGGCGAUUGAACUCCUUUCAGAGCACUUUGCUCAAUGGAGUUAUCAUAUAUCUUUUCCUGAGCUAGCGACAGCUCCACUUAUACACCUAAAGAAGGUCUUUGAGAAAAUUUCUACUGAGAGUUUCAGACGUGUUAUCAAGCAUUUCAUUGACCAGGUGGAGAUAAAUAUUGACUUUGUGCAGAAGAAAAGAGAAGAGGUGCCUUUUUCACCAAAGGAUCAUCAGUCCGUUGAAUCAUUUCUUCAGGUUGAAAAACGAAAUGGUAACACUCCAUUUACACAAUACUACAAAAACAUCAUGAGCAAGGCUGCUUCUAGGAAUUCAAUUUCAGAUAGAAAGGUAUAUUACUCAAUCACUUGUCUCUUCCAAGUUUCUUUUUUGUAUGGCCUUCCUAAUGCUAUUGAGUCCUUACACUCUUGGGAUACCUCAUCCUUUAUUGCUGGCUGGUGGAGAAGGGACAGUGUAAAUGCUUGUGAGAAUCUGGACACCCUAUUUUGGGAAAUGACAAAAAAUGUGAAUCUGAGCCGGAAAAUGAGGGGGUACGUUGGGAGCCAACUUGGAAAGCGAGACCUUAGUGGAGGCCGUAAAGGUGAAAAGACGCGUGGAGGAAUAUUCUACCCUACCAUCUGCGUCAUGAAAUCGUUUGAGACCGCUGAGAGUACCAUCCACUCUCUUUCGGGUCUAGACACUUCGGUGAGUCUAUUGACUCAGGCUCCCCUGGUAGACUAUCGCAAUCUACCGAGGCUGGCGCUGUUUGCCACCGAUAGGUGGCCCCUCAGUCUGAAGACUAACCACCUUAUUAGAACUUUCUUUGGUGAUAAGGUGUACCCAGGACAGCGCUUUACUAGGUAUGCCAUUCUUGGAGACGAUGUUUGUAUCGCCGACGAGAAUGUGGCCUCUCUUUAUCGCCAGACAGUAGCUUGCUUCCAAGCCGGCCCGGCCGCGAGGAAGAGAUCUUUGCCGGUGCUGACUUGGAUCUCGGGUGACGGAAUAAGGCGCCCAGAAGCGACGAGCAGUCGCGGUCGAAGCUUGGCUCUAGGCGAUAGGCUAGCAGUAAGCUUGGCUACAGCGAAGCGCUUACCAAGCGCGAAGGAUUCGUUCCUCUCCCAGCAAGAGGAUGCGCGCCUUCACUUAAAAGAGCUAACGCGCUUGACUUUACCAAGGCUUUCUCAGGGGCUCGUUAGCGGGUCGAGCUCAAACCUUAGCCACUUGAGCCGUAUGCGGGGGAACCCGCACGUGCGGUUCUUAGGGGGGAGAGCUAGUAGGAACCAUCCUAUCCCAAUAGCGAAUAUUUGGAGCUCAAUAUGA
This is a messenger RNA of Vigna unguiculata (cowpea), 1872 nucleotides long. Its product is annotated as protein REBELOTE-like. Gene Ontology annotation, cellular component: Noc2p-Noc3p complex; nucleoplasm; Noc1p-Noc2p complex. Lineage: Eukaryota; Viridiplantae; Streptophyta; Magnoliopsida; Fabales; Fabaceae. Gene Ontology annotation, biological process: ribosomal large subunit biogenesis. The record is from RefSeq and is a predicted model, not a curated record.